GUUAGGUGUUACUGUGAGUCACAGCACCACAGUAAACAUGGCGCACCUCUUUAAGGUUGACCGUGUCCGUCUCUUGUGCUCCUGUGGGGUCCUCAAACCAAUCACUGCUAUAUAUUUCUGUCGCCACUGCCUCAAGCUGAGAUGCGGGAACUGUGUUUCUCACGAGGUGGACACACUUUUUUGCCCCAAUUGCUUGGAGAAUAUGCCUUCUACCGAGGCCCGUCUGAAGAAAAACAGGUGUGCCAAUUGUUUCGAUUGCCCAAGCUGCAGUCACACCUUAUCAACCAGAGCAACAAGUAUCCAAGCUCCAUCUCCAGAUGACCCAGCCAAAACUGUAGCCAGAAAAGUGUAUUAUUUGGCUUGCACUAGCUGCAGAUGGACUUCCAGAGAUGUUGGUCUUAAAGAUCAGACAGUUGCAACAGGAGGCUGGGCUGAACAAGAUAAUGAACAUUAUAAGUUUCUUCAAUCUCUGUUAGAGCAUUAUCGAUCAGUUGCUCAACAAGAGAAGCUUGAUCGCGAAAGGAAAAGAUUCUCUCAUCGCAAAUCAGCUUAUCUGAGUCUUACAGACAAGUACAGCCUUCCCUCUUUACUAGGACGGAAAUCUCUGACACCACUCUCACCAUAUUCACCAAAGGGGGAUUCUGGCCAGGCCUCAGAAAUGACCCCUUCAGAAGCUGUUUCUGAAGUAUCUGGUCUUCCUGAUAAUAUAUUUACUGAUGAACUUGUUUUGUCUUCAGUAACAAACAUGGUGCAGCGCAUGGCAUCCCCUGAGUGGCAGCCAGAAAUGACAAGUGAUUUGUACCCACUUCACAAACACAUUCUUGUGAAGCGAUCUCUCCGUUGCCGCCACUGUGAGCACAACCUGUCUAAGCCAGAGUAUAAUCCCUCCUCUAUUAAGUUCAAGAUUCAGCUGGGAGCAUUUUACCAUGUGCCAGAGGUAAGGAUGGUUCAUCAGAUGGAUUUGAAGUCAGAUGUGGAGACUUGUGUACAAAUCUCCCUUUGCAAUCCUACACCUCAUGAUAUGACUUUAGCACUCCUUCCAUUUGUUCCUGAGGCUUAUGCACCACUUCAACACAAAGUUGAGUUGCCAGCAGAUGGUGGGAGUCUGAACACUAGCAGCCUGGUGCGAGUAGUUGACAUACCACCAGAGAAGACUGACCUAGUCCCCACGGCUGAUAUUGCACUUCCACAAGGUCAACUUGUCUUGGCUGCUCGGGAUGACACUGCAGAAUAUGAUGACCAGGACUCCAGCUCAAAUUAUAAGGAUGAUCCUCAUGUAGUGGCAUGGCGCCGAGCAAAUAAAGUUGGUGUUAAUCUUCUAGUGACGCCCAAACCAGAUGUUGAGCGAGCUAAGGUGGGUUUUGUGCUGCGCUAUGACUACACAAACACCGUUGCUACUGCUACUGAGUCAAGGACAGUUACUCUUAAUAUUCCUGUUAUGGUUGAUGUUGGACCUGUCUCUAGCCAAUGAACUUCAAGGAAAUAAUUUCCCAAAAAGUGGUUUUAUUGUUGCAGUUAAUUCCAUAAAUGUUAAGCAAUUAUCAAGAUCCAAGUAUUAAUGCACUUUAUUGGUUUAGAAGUGCACACUCAUUGCUAUACAAUACAGGUAUUUUAAUAUUAGUUUUCAUUGCUUACGUUGCAUUAUGUCAGAUUUAGUGUCUCGGCUUUUCUUUAUCAACUACAUUUUUUGGUUAUUUGAAUAUUGAAGGAAAAGGCUUGUACAAUGUACAUGUAUCUAUGUACAUUAAUAAGUCAUGCAGUAACACUUUCAAAAAAUUUCUUAAUCGUAUAAUCUCAGUUUGUUGCUAAAAAGUGACUUCAUGCAAUUCCGAAACUCUUUAGGAAUGCUCUAUAUGUAUUUUUAUCUGUUAGGCAAAAGGACUCUGGCAGCUAAUGAGAGAGUUAUUACAUCUCCAUAAUAAAUUUUUCAUUAGUUACUCUUGUCCUUGUAGCUAAUGUGUUGUCAAUAAUUUUAAUCAUAAUUUAUAUCUACAUAUUGCUUAUGCAGUGUACUCAUAACAACAUAAAUGGUGUUUUGUCAGUUGCUAAUACUCUAGAAAAGAUGAAAUAAGAUACAAGCUGUUUUGGCCCCUCGUUACUGCUCUUUUAGUGCCUCAUUAUGGAGGUAUUAAAAAUUUUGCUUGAUAUAGCAAACAUACUAUGCUUGAAAAGGAUUGGUUCUAUAUACGUAUUAGUAAAAAUGAUUAAAGUAUUGCAGUAGUAACUUUAGUCUUUAGAUAUUUAUUGUAAUCUUUGCUUUCAUGUUUAGCAUGCAGUACUUCAGAUAAAUAAUAAAUAUUUUAUUUUCCAAGAAA
Molecule: messenger RNA, 2315 nt
Organism: Cherax quadricarinatus
Lineage: Eukaryota; Metazoa; Arthropoda; Malacostraca; Decapoda; Parastacidae
Source: RefSeq, a predicted model, not a curated record